Molecule: messenger RNA, 2517 nt
Organism: Apis cerana (Asiatic honeybee)
Lineage: Eukaryota; Metazoa; Arthropoda; Insecta; Hymenoptera; Apidae
Gene: Pgant35A
Product: polypeptide N-acetylgalactosaminyltransferase 35A
Biological process (GO): regulation of Notch signaling pathway; protein O-linked glycosylation
Cellular component (GO): Golgi apparatus
Molecular function (GO): Notch binding; polypeptide N-acetylgalactosaminyltransferase activity
Source: RefSeq, a predicted model, not a curated record
AUUACUAAAUUCCAAGAUGGUGACAUGUAUUUUAUAGUAAAAUCACUGUAUAUUUUUUUUCAAUUUUAGAAUGCAAUUUAAUUAAAUAGUUGCAAUUUAAAUUGGAUUAAUGAAAAUAUUUUUUAAAAUGAUGUCAACAAGAUAUAUUUCAUUUAUAUCUGGAAUAAUAAUAGCCUCGUUAACUUGGACUUUUAGUUUAUAUCUUUAUUCGAGACUAUCUCAAAAUACUAACACUGUCAAUCCAACAAUGAUAGUAUUAGAAAAUUCAAAAUUAGGAAAAGAAUUCGAAUUUUAUCGUAAAAUAUACACUAAUAAAGAUUUAAGAUUACAUAAUAAUUUAAUUAUUCAUCAUAAUAAAGAAAAUACAAUAGAUAAAAAUAUUUAUAAUUUAAAAGGAAAUAAUUUUAAAAAUAAUGACAAAAUGUUACAACAAUUAAAAUCUAUAUCAAUGAAAUCUGCUGUUACAUUAGAACAAGAUUUAGAUGAACUGGGAAUGAUUAAAAAUUUGGAUGAUCAACGAAAACGAGAUGAAGGAUAUAAAAAUUACUCUUUUAAUAUAUUAGUGUCAGAUAAUAUUGGAUUACAUAGAGAAUUACCAGAUACAAGACACAAAUUAUGUGAAAUACAAAAGUAUUCUUCUAAGUUAUCAAAUGCUAGUAUUGUUAUAUGUUUUUAUAAUGAACAUUAUAUGACACUUUUAAGAUCUUUACAUUCCAUUAUUGAUAGAACUCCUACAAAUCUUUUACAUGAAAUUAUUUUAGUAAAUGAUUGGAGUGAUAGCAAAAUUUUACAUGAAAAAAUUAAAAUAUAUAUUGCUAAUAAUUUUAAUGGUAAAGUGAAAUAUUUUAAAACUGAAAAACGAGAAGGUUUAAUCAGAGCAAGAAUAUUUGGUGCAAGAAAAGCAACAGGAGAGAUUUUAAUUUUCCUAGAUAGUCAUAUAGAAGUAAAUAGGCAAUGGAUAGAGCCUCUUCUUUCACGAAUUGUUUAUUCAAAAACUAUUACUGCUAUGCCAGUUAUUGAUAUUAUUAAUCCAGAUACAUUUCAAUAUACUGGUAGUCCUUUGGUAAGAGGUGGUUUUAAUUGGGGAUUACAUUUUAAGUGGGAUAAUGUACCAAUUGGUACAUUUGUGCAUGAUGAAGAUUUUGUAAAGCCUAUAAAAUCUCCAACAAUGGCUGGAGGUUUGUUUGCAAUGAAUCGAGAAUAUUUUACAAAAUUAGGAGAAUAUGAUGCUGGUAUGGAUAUCUGGGGUGGUGAAAAUCUUGAAAUAUCAUUUAGAAUUUGGAUGUGUGGAGGAAGUAUUGAAUUAAUACCAUGUUCAAGAGUUGGACAUGUAUUUAGAAAAAGAAGACCAUAUGGAGCAUAUGAUCAACAUGAUACAAUGUUAAAAAAUUCAUUACGUGUAGCACAUGUUUGGCUAGAUGAAUAUAAAGAUUACUUUUUACAAAAUAUUAAAAAAAUUGAUUAUGGCGACAUUACAGAAAGAAUAAAUUUGCGAAAGAGAUUGGCAUGUAAAAAUUUUGCAUGGUACUUAAAAGUAGUAUAUCCUGAAUUAACUUUACCAGAUGAUAAUAAAAAUAAAUUAAAAGAUAAAUGGGCAAAAAUUGAACAGAAACCAAUACAACCUUGGCAUUCUAAAAAAAGAAAUUAUACUGAUCAGUAUCAGAUUAGAUUAUCUAAUUCAACAUUAUGUAUUCAAAGUGAGAAAGAUAUUAAAACAAAAGGUUCCAAACUUAUUUUAGCACCAUGUUUAAGAAUUAAAUCCCAGAUGUGGUAUGAGACUGAUAAAAGAGAAUUGGUACUUGGUCAAAUGCUUUGUAUGGAAGGAGCUGAGAAAAUUCCAAAACUUGGAAAAUGCCAUGAAAUGGGAGGCAAUCAAGAAUGGCAUCAUAAAAAAACUAAUAAUACACCUAUAUAUAAUAUGGCAGCUGGUACAUGCUUGGGAAUAUUGCGAGGAGCAAAAGGUAUUCAAAUUAUAAUGGAUUUAUGUACUAAAUCAAAUACAAGUUCAAUAUCCUGGGAUUUGGUACACUUUAAAAUUCUUUUGAAAGAAAUUAGGUGACAUCAAAUAAAAUAAAUGUAGUUAUAAAAACAAAUUAAAAGAACAGCUCUCUAGAACAAAUAAAAAUAAGAAAGAAUUAAACUCAUGAAUUUUUAUGGACAUUUGUGAUAAAGUAAAUUAUUAUUAAAAUUUUAGAAUUUUUAUAUUGUUUUUAUACUAUUUUACAUUAUAAGAAUAAAAUGGUAUAUGAUUAUUAAUCAAAAUGUAUAAAAAUAAUGAAUGAAUUUCUUUUUAAAAAAUUUUAAAUAUAUUUUUUUAGUUAAUUUUAAAUAUAUAUUUUCAAAGUAAUGUAAAAUUCAUUAUAAUUAAUACUUUUUAAUUAAGAAAAGAAAUUAAUUUCUUUUAAAGUAAUAUAUAUUAAAAAUAAAUAAUAUAUUAAAGUAUAAAUAUUUCUAUUUGUAUAUAUUCAUAUCUUUGUAUUCAUUCUUUACAAAAUAAAUGAAAUUGUUUUAUAUAUA